Molecule: messenger RNA, 2305 nt
Organism: Theobroma umbraticum
Lineage: Eukaryota; Viridiplantae; Streptophyta; Magnoliopsida; Malvales; Malvaceae
Product: hydroxyproline-rich glycoprotein family protein
Source: RefSeq, a predicted model, not a curated record
GGUGUUGUCAAAAUUGUAGUAGUUAAUACAGAGAGAGAGGGGCAUAUGCCCACCAUGAACACUUGUCUCUUAAUCCACACACCCUUCUUUCUCAACCAUUUUGCAAGCUCUUCUUUCUUUCUUCUUCUUGUUGUUAGAAGAAGUGAGUUUUCUAGAGAGAGAAAGUAAAGAAAGAAAAGGGAAGAAAAGGACCCAAGGAGAGGUAGAGGGGCAGAGAGAGAGAGAGAGAAGUAUUUUCCAGAUGCUCUUUCAAUGGGGAAAAAUGAGGACCCAAAUCUGCAGCAAAGAGAGCAGAGUCUUGAAUCAGGGAGCAAUCAAGGGCAUCAAGGAUGCUUGCAUGGGGGAUGUUGGGUGGUUUUGUCAAGGCUUUCAAAUGAGUUCAGUUUCAGAUGUGUUUUUGUUUUGUUUCUCACUUUGUCGGUUUUGUUGCCCGGGAUCUUCUGGAUCCUUCCUUUUCGCUCUGUUAAGUAUGGCUUUGAUGCUAAGCAAGCCAUUAAGCUCAGUGCGCCAGUUCAUGCAUACUUUAAACUUCAGAAACCAGUUUCAGAGCUUGUUCAGCAUAUUGGAAAGUUAGAGUAUGAUAUCUUUGAAGAAAUAGGUGUCCCUGAUACUAAGGUGGCUAUCUUAUCCAUGCACCAGUCAGGUGCAUCUAACUCUACCAAUGUGGUGUUUGGUGUUCUUUCUGAUCCCAUAAAUGUUCCAAUAAAUCCAGUAUCUUUAAGUGUGCUGAGAUCAUCUCUAAUCGAGCUGUUCCUCCAGCAAUCCAAUCUGACUUUGACAACUUCAAUUUUUGGGCAGCCUUCUGAGUUUGAGAUUUUGAAGUUUCCUGGAGGCAUCACUAUAAUCCCCGUGCAAUCUGCUUCCAUCUGGCAGAUAACCCAGAUUCUAUUUAAUUUUACUCUGAAUAAUUCGAUAUCUGAAAUACAGGACAAAUUCAUUGAAUUAAAGGAUCAGUUGAAAUAUGGACUUCGUCUGAGGUCUUAUGAGAAUGUGUUUGUGCAAUUAACAAACAAAAAUGGCUCCACAAUAUCUUCCCCAGUCAUAGUACAGGCUUCAGUCAUGUCAGAUUUUGGCAGCCUUCUGCCGCAGAGAUUAAAACAGUUGGCUCAAACCAUCACAGACUCUCCUGCAAAGAAUCUUGGUCUUAAUAACACAGUCUUUGGUAAAGUUAAAAGCAUUAGCUUAUCAUCUUAUCUGAAGGGUACACUUCAUGCUGCCCCUCCUACUCCUUCACCAGCUCCAUCUCCAGGGCCAUCAAUUUCCCCACAUCCUACUUUUCCACCAACUCACUCUCCAGCAUCACCACCCAAGAGUCAUCAUCGUCAUCUUCCACAUUGUCGUAAGUGCAAAGCUACUUCUCCAUCUGCUCAUAGUCCCCUGCAUUCACCAAGUCCUGGAAGUGGUUCCUACCCAUCUUUUCCUCCUACUCCAAUUUCUCCUGCACCCUCUAGUGCAGUGACUCAUCCCCCUCCCCCCUGUCCAUACUCUCAUCAUGCAGUUUCGCCAAGUUCUUCACCAAGAUCUCAUUCUAACCUAAUUCCUCACCACCCGCCUGUAAUGAGUCCCCGGUCACAGUUGUCCCCAGAACUACCACCUUUACCUUCAGUGUCUUAUGGGUCUCGGCCAGGCCAUGGUAUGGAAAGUAUGAAAGGUCCAGUUUCUGCACCACUUGCUCAGUCUCCAUCAGCGCCAUCUCCAUCAUCUUUAGCAGUGCGUGUUCUAACCAAGGAAGUCUGGUUACUGGGCUUUUUUGGACUUGUGAUCUUUCAUCUACUCUUAUGAUCGAAUUGAUACAUUUUGCAUCAUACCACCCACAGCUCCGAGACGUCCAAAAGACCAUGAUAGAGGAUGUUCAUUUCUCAAUUUUGAUGUGGCAAGGAUGAUAGAAGCACCUGUGAAAAGUUUCGAAGUUUUUUCCUUUUCCUUCAGGCAAGCAAUGUACAUGUAAAUGAGAUGGAAGAUGAACUGCUGGUCAAAGCCAGAGAGGUGGCAGGCCACUCAUCUUACUACAAAUGCUUAUGAUGUCACGACAAAAAAACAACACCGGGAUGUUUUUCCCAAAGGGAAUAACUCCCUAGAGAUGGUGUGACUACUUAAGAAGCAGGCAUCACCAUGCAGGUUUUAAAGAAGAACCAUCUCUUAUAUUGAUUCAAGUGUAAAGAAUAUGCUGGUUCUUUUUGAGCAACUGUAAUGUCGGGUAAAAGGGAAACAUGUUAUGCUGAAAUGUAAAAGCUAGUGUCUUAUAAUACUGAAGGAACGAUGAAAGAGUAUAUAUAUUUAUAUGAAUUCAGCAUGUUGAGUAGCU